AUGGAAACAUCCGUUUCAAAAGAUCCAACCAUUGAGAAAAUGGACGAGAUCUUGACGCAAUCAGCAAAGAGAACCAGAAUCCUAUUCUCAACAUCCUAUAGUCAAACAGCUAUGGACGAACAAGACAGUCAACGUGCCAAAUUAACGAGUAAAAUACACGAUGAGUAUCAAAACUUACGUACAUUGCCGGAGGCUUUAAUCAGACAACAAAAAGAAGCAGCUAAAGCACGUAAACAAGCAACAGCUACUAAAAUUGAAGAAGCACCAUCAGAUCAGGAAGAAAAGAGUUCAAUGUCUCAAAUUAUAGAGUCCAUACCGGAAAGUUCAAAAGCACUUGACGGCAAGAAUGAAGGUGUUGUAGCCAUUCGUAGUAAAGAUCAGUUCUCGUCGGAUGUAUUUGGUGACACUUUGGCUGGUGCAGGAUCACUCGUUCGCCGCGCUAGAGCAAAAAUAAUUAAACCGGUCUGGCAUGCACCUUGGAAGCUUAUGCGUGUCAUUAGUGGUCACUUGGGUUGGGUACGUGCAGUAACAGUAGAACCAGGAAACAAAUGGUUUGCCACAGGUGCUGGCGACCGUACCAUUAAAAUUUGGGAUCUUGCUUCAGGCACCUUGAAGCUUUCACUUACGGGUCAUAUUGCAACAGUACGUGGUUUAGAAGUAUCGCCUCGACAUCCUUAUUUAUUUUCUUGCGGUGAAGAUAAAAUGGUGAAAUGUUGGGAUUUGGAACAAAAUAAAGUGAUACGUCACUACCAUGGACAUCUUUCUGGUGUUUAUGCCUUAAGUUUACAUCCUACAUUGGAUGUGUUAGUCACAUCUGGUAGAGAUGCAACAGCACGUGUCUGGGAUAUGAGAACAAAGCAAGCAGUUCACGUUUUGACAGGGCAUACCAGUACAGUUUCAACAGUCAAGUGCCAAGAAGCAGAUCCUCAAGUCAUCACAGGUUCCAUGGAUAAUACAAUUAGAUUAUGGGAUUUAGCAGCAGGCAAGACAAUGGGCGUUUUGACACACCAUAAAAAGAGUGUUAGAGCAUUAGCUCUUCAUCCAACUGAAUUUGGGUUUGUCAGUGGUAGCGCAGAUGCAGUCAAGGGAUGGAAAUGCCCCGAAGGCACAUUCAUACAGAAUUAUGAAAGAAAGAAGGCUAUUAUCAACGCAUUAGCAGUAAAUCAAGACGGUGUUGUUUUCGCUGGCGGGGAUGAUGGUUCAUUGAGUUUCAGCGAUUGGAAAUCAGGAUACAACUUUCAGUCACAGGAUACAAUUGUACAGCCAGGUUCGUUGGAUGCAGAAGCAGGUGUCUUCUGUAGUACAUUUGAUAAAACAGGUUUACGUUUGAUUACUGGUGAGGCAGAUAAAACAAUCAAAAUAUACAAGGAAGAUGAAACUGCUAUAAAAGAUUCUAGUUUUUACCAAUAA
This is a messenger RNA of Mycotypha africana, 1410 nucleotides long. Its product is annotated as WD40-repeat-containing domain protein. The transcript is spliced from 3 exons. Bases 1 to 1410 code for a protein of 469 amino acids. The record is from RefSeq and is a predicted model, not a curated record. Gene Ontology annotation, biological process: mRNA splicing, via spliceosome. Lineage: Eukaryota; Fungi; Mucoromycota; Mucoromycetes; Mucorales; Mycotyphaceae. Gene Ontology annotation, cellular component: Prp19 complex; precatalytic spliceosome; catalytic step 2 spliceosome. Gene Ontology annotation, molecular function: protein binding.